AUGGAUCCGCCGUGCACCACCUGUCGUGCCCGCCGGAAAGCGUGUGAUAGAACUCGGCCGGAAUGCGGAACAUGCAUCAAGGCGAAGCGGCAAUGCGGGGGCUAUGUCUCAUCAAGAAGUCGAGUUUUCGUCAAUGUCGAUUCUCAAAACAUCAAGACACCUAAGAAGCCCCUGAUUGGAAGGGCUAUUGCUUCAGCGAAACAGACACCAGGGGAUGUCGAUGUCAAAGCGACAUCAGCUCUCAGUCGCGAUUGUGCUGUAUUCCUGCGCAUUCUUGAUUUGACGACGGAGGAAUUUCAGCAACACUUUAGUGUACUGUGGACCGAGUUUCAUGCCAUCUAUGGGCGGACACCAGACGUGUGGAGUGCGGGUUUCAUGGAACUGGGUCUGCAGAAUAAGGCCCUGGAUCUCGCUCUGAUUUCUCUAGCAACGAUGCGAUUGUCAAUGUCCAAGCGUCAAAGCAUGUACCUUGUCUUCAGUCUGUCAGCAUAUAAUGCAAGCCUUCAGAUAUUUCGCCGUCUCCUUCAAAAUGUCAACCAACAGCCUCAAGGCGCUCUCCUGGUCGUCACCUCGUUAGUUUUCACGUUAUUCGAAGGCUCUCAGCAACGGCCCACGGGCAUCUAUGAGUCUGGAUGGGCCGGACAUCUCAAAGGGGCACUCGCUCUGAUGCAGAGCCAAUCGCCGAAGUCAUUCCAGGAGGGCGGUCUAUUGGUAGCUUUUAAAAAGAUCCGUGAGAUGGCUGUAUGCCAUUGA
This is a messenger RNA of Monascus purpureus, 753 nucleotides long. Lineage: Eukaryota; Fungi; Ascomycota; Eurotiomycetes; Eurotiales; Aspergillaceae. The record is from the annotation of a GenBank genome assembly.